This is a messenger RNA of Racocetra persica, 611 nucleotides long. Lineage: Eukaryota; Fungi; Glomeromycota; Glomeromycetes; Diversisporales; Gigasporaceae. The record is from the annotation of a GenBank genome assembly.
GACUAACCAAAGGCAACCAACAAGUUAAAUGGGGAGAAUUCGGCUUACAAGCCCAACAAGGCAACUAUAUUUAUAACCACCAAAUUGAAGCGGCUCGCAAAGUAAUUAGUAAAUUCUUAAAAAAAUCCAAAGCCGGGCAAAUGAAAGCGAAUAUUUUCCCCCACUUAGGAAAAACCGGAAAAUCACUGGAAAGAAUGGGUUUACCUCAAGAUAUUUCUUAUCAGGCACUUACGGCAGCCAGUUAUAAAUUACCCGGAAAAUAUAAAGGAAGAGGAAUUAUCAAUGGUUAUUUUAGUUUCAAUAAUACUAUUCUUAAUUUAAGUAAGGAAAAUGGGGAAGUGUUGUGUCAAGUUAGUGCUGGUAGUCUCGGAGAACGCGGAACCCGAAAAGCCACAGCUGGAAUAGCCGAAAGAGUGGCUGAGGAAAUCAUUAAAAAGGCUAGUGAUUACGGAAUUAAAGAAAUCGAACUACAAGUGCGGAAUCCGGGUACCGGUCGCGACACGGUUAUUAAAAAAAUUCUCGAAGCCAAGUCGUUACAAGUUCGAAAAUUAACUGAUAAAACCCCGGUGGCUUUUAAUGGCACUCGACCCCGGAAAAGACCGCGUAAAUAA